AUGCAAGGUGAAACUACGUAUGCGGGUCCCUAUGGAACUUCUGUUGCUGAAGGUGCAGACUGGAUGCAAUUCCGGAACCCCAAAGCAAAGGAUGGGCUGUUCACAGCCACCUCCGAAGGUAUACCCAAAACGAUGGCGGGACAAUGGAGCGAAGCUGUGCGGAAGUACAAAGACUUGCCGUGCUUUGGUACAAGAGAGUUGGUGGACAGCGAGCAAGUCAAGGACCCCAGUACGGGAAGGAUAUUUAACAAGAAUGAAUAUGGUGCUUAUUGCUGGGCGACAUAUGAAGAAACAGAUGAGCGCGUUCAAGCGUUCGCAAAGGGAUUACUGGACUUGGGAGUGCAGCCCAAAUUAAAUAUUUGUAUAUUUAUGUAUACAAUGGCUGAUUGGCAGGUAGCCGCCCAUGCCAGUUGGCAAGCCGGAAUUGUGGUAGCUACGCUCUAUGCAACUCUAGGCGAAGAGGCACUAGCUUUUGGCUUGAAACAGACGAUGUCCUCUGUUGUUAUAACACAAGGGUCUCUGCUCAGCGAAAUAUCCACGAUAGCGGCAUCCUGUCCUGAACUAAAGCACGUUAUUUACAAUGGAGAUAACACGGCAAACAUAGAGAUCGAAGGAGUUACCCUCCAUCGCUUUGAGGAUCUUAUAUCCAGAGGAAAAACAAUCGAUAGGGCUACACUGCCAGCACCAAGCGAAUCUGACAUAGCUGUGCUCAUGUACACCUCUGGUAGCACAGGUGUACCCAAAGGUGUGAUGCUUACGCACAAGAAUGUUGUCUCAUCUGCAUGCGUUGGCUUCCAUCACAGCACACCGGAUAUCCUCGCGGGCGAGGAUUCUUUUAUCAGUUUUCUGCCCCUCGCUCACAUUUUCGCCCUCUGUGCAGAGACAUACUUAAUCUCCCAGGGGUGUCGAAUUGGCUACAGCACUGCGUUGACGCUCACUGAUAACUCAUCGAUGAUCAAAUCGGGCACGAAGGGCGAUAUAAGCGAAUUGCGACCUACAUACAUGGUUGCGGUACCCACCAUCAUUGAUCGAAUACGCCAGGCUGUAAUGCAGAACGCGAAGUCAAGUGGCUGGCUUGGUAGAAAGGUUUGGGAUUAUGCAUUUGAAUCUAAAACAAAGGCCUUCACCGAUUUCAAGGAGACCCCAUUUUUAGAUAAGAUUGUAUUCGAUAAAAUCAAAGGUAUACUGGGAGGCAACGUAAAAAUGAUCCUUUGUGGAGGUGCACCACUCGCGAUUGAGAGCCAGAUAUUCAUGAGUACCGUAUUUGGGGUGCCUAUCUGCCAGGGAUACGGUCUAACUGAAACUUGUGGUGGCGGUACCAUAGCCGAUAUCCACGAUAGACAAUCCUGGGGCAAAGUUGGGGGACCGAUUACUGUCCUUGAUCUCAAGCUCAAGAAUUGGGAGGAAGGUAAUUACCGUGUAACCGACAUAAUGAAAAAGGACAUAGGUAUGCCACGAGGUGAAGUGCUUCUAAGUGGAGAUUGUGUGGCCCAUGGUUACUACAACAUGCCUGAGAAGACAGCUGAAGAUUUCCGAGUAGACGAGAACGGUAGAACAUGGUUCCAUACCGGCGAUAUAGGUCAAAUCUGUCACGAUGGUACAUUGCAAAUCAUUGACAGAAAGAAAGAUCUGGUUAAGCUACAACAGGGUGAAUACGUAUCCUUGGGCAAGGUUGAAAGCAUGUUGGCAAGCGCGAAGUUUAUCGAUAACCUCAUGGUGUAUGCAGACCCAUUUCAUUCCUACUGUGUGGUUCUGGUAACAGUGCAACCUUCCACCGUGUCGGCAUGGGCGGCUUCUAAUGGCAUUGAAAAAGAAUGGAGUGAAUUAUGUAAAGACCCACAGCUUAAAGCAGAUGUAUUGAAAACUUUACAAUACGAAGCUAAGAUGGGAAACCUGCAACGAUUUGAGACACCCGCGAAGGUUUAUAUAUGUGACGAACCAUGGACACCUGAAUCAGGUUUGGUCACUGCGAGCAUGAAAUUACAGCGGAAGAAAAUUCUGGACAAAUAUCAAGAGGACAUCGAUGCUAUGCUACGAUGA
Molecule: messenger RNA, 2040 nt
Organism: Sphaeroforma arctica JP610
Lineage: Eukaryota; Ichthyosporea; Ichthyophonida
Exons: 1
Coding region: 1-2040 (679 amino acids)
Cellular component (GO): endoplasmic reticulum; membrane
Molecular function (GO): long-chain fatty acid-CoA ligase activity
Source: RefSeq, a predicted model, not a curated record